UAUUGUUGAUUUUUUAAUAUAAUUAGGUUUUCAAAAAACUAUUAAAUUGGAAACUCAUUGACUUAACUCACAGAACAGCAGAAUAUUUUGUAUUUAUCACUUUUCUGAGUUGGAUUCUGUGCUUUCUCCGAUCUGAAGACUUGAAAAUGGGGAUGCUCAGGAAUGCACAAUUUGGUGGAUGAGAAUUAUUCAGAUCUUCUUUUAUACCAUUUUCAUCGUGAUGGAACACCCAAAUACUAAUUUUAAAAUGCUGAAUAUGCUACUUAGUAAUACUACUAACAGCCAGAUCACAAUGUUUGGGAAUUUGCCAAUAAGUAUGCAAGAAAAUCAAGUUCCGACCACUUCCUUCCUGUCUCGUCAAUCUAAAAAGAGGCACCGAAAGCAUCAAAAGAAAGUGACAUUUGCGGAAUAUCACAACCAGCCUGCAACGAAAGACUCAUUUGUUGGAACAGCUCCUGAUGAUUUAGCAGAAACAUUAUUUGUUGAUGAAUGUACUAAUGUGAAAUGGGAUGACUCACAAAUGAUAGAGACAAUUCCAUUUGAAACUAAAAAUAUCUGCAAUACAGGCAUAUCAACAUGUUGUAAUGUAAAGGCUCAUCCUAUUAUUUUAAAAAAACGAGAUCAGCCAUAUCCAGAGCCACUAAAAAAUCUUCCCUUUUCACCUUCUCGAUUCCUUAACCCAGACACAAAUUCCUCACAAAGCGAGAAAGAGAAAGUUACCAGAGAUUUGAAUCUGUCAUUAUGUAGUCAUCCUGAUGACAGUGGCAUAGAAACAUCUGUUGAAAAUGAUUUGAUGUUCGCAAAAGCAUUAACAUCUACACCAAUUUGUAAAAAAUCGCGAAAACGACUUAUCACCCCUCUAAAAUCUGAAAUUGAUGCUGUAUCACCUCUAAAAUCUUCCCAUUUAUCAGAAAGUUGUUUUUCUGAAGCAAACACAACACUACUCAAGUAUAAUGAACAUACUUCAAAUGAUUCUGGAAAUGAGACGGUUUUCAAGACUCCAGUGAUAAGGAAGUAUUUAAAUGAAAGUGGACCUCGAACUCCCACUCCAUUUAAAUGCGAAGGUAAAGCAUCCGAGAAAGACAUGGGAAAAACUUCUAAUAUUGGCACUUUUUCUCCAGAGAGGUUUAAUUUAUUCAAUGACGAUAAACCUCUUCCUAUGAUUGGUAAGCUCUCUCCGGAAGUAACAAAGCUUGGAACUUUGAGUCAGCGCGUUCAUCCAAGAUCACUAAAGAAAGCACGUAAAGCCUUACUACUGGAUCAAGAAUGGUCAGUUCAUGAGUCUAAACCACUUGGUGUGAUGGGGGUUCAGGAUGACAUCUCAUUAGCUUCUCGAUUACCUGAUGUUAAUAAAGUGGAUCAUGUAGGAUUUAUUCCAUUUGAAUCUCCAAUGUCAAGAAGUAAGAUAAGAGUUCGCAAUUGUAGUAGCUUGGUUGAUGAUGGCACCGUAGUCGAAUCUCAAAAAUUCAAAAUUGGUCGAAAGUCCUUCUAUACAUCACACUCUGAAAUUGUAUCACGGAAAGAAGAAGUUUGUAAAAAGUGGAAAUCAUCCAUUGAAUUAAAUAAAAAAUGGGUGGCAAUUGCAUGUGGUCAUUCAGAAGAUCAAAAAUCAAUGACAUUGGCUGCAAAGAAUUAUUUGAGAUACAGUGAACAUAAUCCAAAAACACUAUCUGAAGCUGUUUUAAAAAAGAAAUUUUGUCGAAGUACUUUAAUGAGAUAGGUGUAUAUUUUAGCGAAGUUCAUUGAAUAACGUGUGUGGUACCAGUGACAAUAUACGACAGGCACUGGUGUUAAAUAGACAAGUUUUGAGUUUACAAAAAGUUUAAUAAUUUUUUUGACAUGUUUAUGUGAAAUUGAAAGAUUGUUGCAAAUAAAUGUUUGGAAUAGAAUCCCACUAUUACAUUUUCAAUGUAUUCCUAUUAGAUACAGUAGUUGAAACAUUGAAAAUGCGUCACUGGAAGUUAGAGACGAUAGGCUUUCUCAGUAUCAACAACUAUUCACUCAUCAUGACCCAAUUGCCAAGUUUGUGACACCUUUUUAGGUUUGUUUCAAUUGCUUCGAAUAAGGAGCCAGUGCUGAUCUAUUAACACUUUUUUAUGUUGAAUUAUAAUAUAUAAAAUUAUUUUCAAAUGUUUGACAUCAUUACUUGCCAUGAAAGAUCAUUCUUUUUUAAUUUUUCUUCUGAAAAAACAGCUCUUGAUGAGAUGUUAUUGUUGUAAAUAAAAGGUAAUGAACAGUUAUGAUAAUGGAUGACACAUAACAAACUAAAUAAAAUAAUGGUGAAAUAUUUUUAUUCAAUAUCAACUAAAAAUGAAACUUCAAAACGGAAAGAGCUGUAAGAUAAAAAAAUUCUUUUGAUUCAUGUAUAUCUAGUCGAUACCUGCCCCGUGUUAACUUUCAUUCUCAUAACUAGUACAGAUGCGUUCACUAGCAUUGGCACACUUUGGUUUUUCUAAUAAUUCUUGUUUGAGAAUAGUUCGUGGCUCAUUUUAAUAUAAAAUUUGUGGGCAACGAGCAACAUGAGGUAAAUAUCCUGACAAGAACAUAUUUCUUUUCUUGAUGUCCUUUACGAAUAAGCUUGCAACAUGUAUAUGAAUAAUCUUCUGUUAUAAUGUAUCUUUGUUAUUAUAGUGUGAUUUUGUUGUACUGCAUUGACCUGUAAUAAUUUUGUCCAUUUUCUAACUCUUUAACUGAAUUUUUUCUAAUGUAUUCGCUUUUUCACUGCACUAUCCUCUAUAUACUAAACUGCCUUCGCCUUAUGACUGCCAGGUAAAUUUAAUCCUCUAGUGAUUCAUUAAACGCUGCUUGUAUUUUGCAUUGAUUUCCUACUGCUGAUGCCAAUAUUACGGUCAAAUUUUUAAAAAGUUUAAAUGUUUCAAAUAAUGAAAAUAGUUGAAUAUGUUAAUCAUAAUAUUUGGAGACUAUAAUAAUUCGAAAUAUUGUAUUAUUUAUGGUUUCUAUAUUUUUUCCUAACAUUUCAGUCUUGAAGUUUAUAUCUCAAUCAUAGGAAUUGAUUGUUGUUUUGGCUUGUGGUAUAUGAAACCAGUUGUUUUGCUUUGCUUAUGAUCUAUAAUUGUAUUCUGGUGGGUGUAAUUUCAGUAGUCGCAUUUCUAAUUUUUGUGGUGUAUUUCUUUUAAUUGUACUCUAAGUUUUGUGUAUUUUUGUGAUUCAUGCCAUGUUGUGAUAAGUAGGUAUAUGUAAUAUAUUUAUAUUUUUCAUUCUUGUGAAUAAAAAUAAAAUGCUUCAGCUUGUAAAAUGUGUUCUAUGUCUUACUACUAGAAUUUGCAACUAGUUUUGAUAUUAUUUAGGUUUCUAAUAACCUGACACUGUCGUUGAAAUUACAACAAUUUUAGUUUCAAGUAAAUUAACGGUUUGAAAAUAAGAUUUGGCAUAAACAUUAGCUGCAGAGUACUAAGCAUUUGAAU
Molecule: messenger RNA, 3425 nt
Organism: Styela clava
Lineage: Eukaryota; Metazoa; Chordata; Ascidiacea; Stolidobranchia; Styelidae
Product: N-alpha-acetyltransferase 40-like
Cellular component (GO): nucleus
Molecular function (GO): histone H2A acetyltransferase activity; protein N-terminal-serine acetyltransferase activity; histone H4 acetyltransferase activity
Source: RefSeq, a predicted model, not a curated record